AUGAUCGAGGAUAAGGUGAUUGUCGCGGCAGCAUCCGCUUGUUCAUUGCUUGCAAUUGGUGCAUGUCUUGCCGUGCUACCCUCGCUCUACUAUGAAAUCAACCAGGUUCAUGAUCAGGUGAGUUAUUUUGGUUGUAACCAUGCCAUAGCCCUUUCUUUUAAAAAAUCGUAAUU
Messenger RNA from Strongylus vulgaris, 173 nucleotides. Lineage: Eukaryota; Metazoa; Nematoda; Chromadorea; Rhabditida; Strongylidae. The record is from the annotation of a GenBank genome assembly.